Molecule: messenger RNA, 2760 nt
Organism: Truncatella angustata
Lineage: Eukaryota; Fungi; Ascomycota; Sordariomycetes; Amphisphaeriales; Sporocadaceae
Exons: 1
Coding region: 229-2694 (821 amino acids)
Biological process (GO): mitochondrial fusion
Cellular component (GO): mitochondrial outer membrane
Molecular function (GO): GTP binding; GTPase activity
Source: RefSeq, a predicted model, not a curated record
ACGUCACCACCCGAGAUUUGCCUUCUUUGCAUCUCAAUGCGGAACCAUCCCGACUUCCCAGCGCAAAAAAAAACAGCAAACAGGAGAAGAUAUCAGGCAACGGAUUGAUCCUAGUACCAGCCACAUAACCGUCGGCUCCUUUAUUUCCUCUGCUUCCCUCCCUCUGCUUUCAGCCAACCCCAUCAAUCUAUCUGCAUCGAGGCGAUCGAUGGAUCCCGACAUUCAAUCAUGAGCCAAGAGUAUUUCUCACCGAAGGGCAAGGGCAAGGGCAAGGGCAGUGGCAAGUCCCCGACCGAACCGGAAUGGGACGACGACAGCGAGCAGCAUGAUCACGACGCUGCAAACCCCACAAACUCGCCCGGACAACCCGGCUACAUGCAAGUCGGUUCAGGUUCGACAUCACAGCACGCCGCCAGACUGCAGUCGCUCCUGGAAAACGACUCGGGCUAUGGUGGCAGCAUAGCCGAUGGCGAUUUCGGCUCCAGUCGAUUCCCACUGGGCACCAUGUCGCCGCGAACCGAUCCCAGCCUGGGAGACAACCCCAUCCUCGCAGCUACUGCCCAUACCGAAAACGAUCGCAAGAGCCAGGAUGCCACUAUGCACCAGCUGUGGUAUAACCAGCAGCGCCUCAAGCUCGGUCGCUCCAUCAACAGGGUUGUCGAGAUGCUGAAAAGCUUGCAAGAGAUGAACGUUACGUGGCCAGCUCACUACCCUUCCGUGCAGAGAGCCGAAACCGCGCUGCCUACCCGGGAAAGAGAGCGCCGCGGCUCCUCUUCCGGCCGCCCAAGCUUCCAUCAGACACAUUCCAUGAUUGGCGCCGAGCCAUCAAGCUCCCGCCACCCCGGUGGUGGUUUGCGACGAUCCAUGACCACCGUCGACGAGAACAGUCGCGGCGAAUCUAGCAAGGAUGCCGACGCGAAAUCGGUCACUGAGCCUCGUCUCAUGAGCCCCCAGAUAGCCCAAGAGUUUUCCAUUCUCAAGCUCGACCUCAAGCUUGGUUCUUUACAUCAGGCCGAGCUGGUCCAUUCUCUCGAGAAGGGCUCCAUUGCCUCCCUGCUCGAUGGAAAGAUUAGCUCAAGUAUCAAACACCUGCAAUCGUUACGAGAAAGGAUAGACGAUACCUCGAGCAAAGUUCUCAUCACUGGAGAUCUCAACGCUGGAAAGUCAACCUUUUGCAAUGCUCUGCUGCGAAGGAAGGUCCUUCCCGAGGACCAGCAGCCAUGCACAAGCAUCUUCUGUGAGGUACUAGAUGCUCUGAGAGAAAAUGGCGGCGUCGAAGAGGUCCACGCCGUACACAAGGACGCCAUCUACAAUCGUCACGACGAGACAACAUACGAUGUUUACUCUCUUGAAAAACUAGAGGAUCUCGUCCUGGACAACGAGAACUAUAUGCAAUGCAAGGUCUACGUCCGAGAUGUUCGAACACUUGACGAGUCGCUACUCACCAAUGGAGUGGUGGACAUCGCAUUAAUUGACGCCCCUGGCCUGAACUCGGAUACGACAAAGACGACAGCUGUGUUUGCGCGCCAGGAAGAGAUUGACGUCGUAGUGUUUGUCGUUUCCGCAGCGAACCACUUCACCAUGACUGCCAAAGAGUUUAUCUGGGCGGCAGCGGCAGAGAAGGCUUACCUUUUCAUCGUCGUAAAUGGUUUCGAUGGUAUACGAAAUAAGGAGAGGUGCGAGAAGGCUAUUCUGGACCAGGUUCAAGGUCUCAGUCCACGAACAUUCAAGGAAUCCUCUGAAUUGGUUCACUUUGUUUCCAGUAACGCUGUGCCAACAGCGUCACCGCCCGGUGGUCCGGAUGGAGGAGGCAGCGGUAGCUCAAGUGGAGGCGGUGGCGACGAUGAUCCAAGCAAUGAUCCCAAGGGUAAAGGCAAGGACAAGGAAAAGAUUCGGGACUUCGAAAAGCUCGAACAAUCAUUGCGUAGGUUCGUUCUUGAAAAGAGAGCAAGAUCAAAGCUUGCUCCUGCCAAGACGUACCUGAACAAUAUUCUUAACGACGUCAAUGUUCUCGCCACCGUCAAUUCCGAAGUUGCACAGUCAGAGCUCGACCGUGUCAACCACGACCUACAGGAACUUGAGCCCUUGCUCGAGGCGUCGAGGAAAGCAAAGUCGGAAGUCAGCGAGGAGAUUGACCACACCAUCGAAGACACGUGCAAGGAAAUCUACGAUCAGACCCGGAUCGCCCUCAACCGAGCAAUUACCGACGCUGCUGAAGGGAACCUAGGGGUGCCAUACUCUGGUAUUUUCAACGCUUUCCAAUAUGCCGAAGAUCUCAAGGAAGCCAUGCUGUCCGAAGUCCAAGAAUCCGUGACUGCAUGCGAGGAGAACGCUAGAACGAAGACUGUCGAUGGCGUUGAAGCAAUCAAACAACUCGGUCUUUACCAUCUUGGCGAUGAGUAUCAGGACCUGAAUUUCCGCUCAGACGUCAUGUUCCGAAGACGCAAGGACCAGCUUGCUAAGCAGAUCGAUGUACCGACAGAACUCUGGGACUUUGUGGACUGGUCCACCAUCGUCCAGCGUCAGGAGAAGGUUGCUGGUACUGGCAUGGCCUUGACCGUGGCAACCGCACUCGGAAGCCGCAUGAUUGGUGGAUAUGGCUGGAUGGACCACACCAUGAGCGCAGCGAGAGUCCUCGGUAACGAUAACCUACGGCGGCUGAUUGUCCCUGGCAUCCUCGUGGCAGGUGUGUAGUAUUCUUUGCAUUGGUGUUCAAGUUCAAGACUAACUUUGUCAUAGUUGUUGGUGUCGCCGCUUAUG